Ipomoea triloba (trilobed morning glory) is the source of this 3133-nucleotide messenger RNA. Its product is annotated as putative late blight resistance protein homolog R1A-10. Lineage: Eukaryota; Viridiplantae; Streptophyta; Magnoliopsida; Solanales; Convolvulaceae. The record is from RefSeq and is a predicted model, not a curated record. Gene Ontology annotation, molecular function: ADP binding. Bases 127 to 2748 code for a protein of 873 amino acids. The transcript has 3 exons. Gene Ontology annotation, biological process: defense response to other organism.
AUACAGAUGACAUCAAAUUAAAGGAGUUGAAAACCCAAGAAGGCCAGACUGAAAGAAAGCAAGAAAGCUGUUUUAAUUCUCCCAUAAAUUCCCUGAGAAGAUCGAGAAGAGAGUAGCUAGUGAGCCAUGGACGCAGUUGUGGACUUGCUGAUAAGCAAAGUAGCACAAACUGUGGAAGAAAACGCGAGCCUGAUUCUUGGGAUAAAGGAUCAGGUGGAAGAUCUACUGAGCGAACUCAGGUUUUUCAAGGCAUAUCUCACUGAAGCAUCCAAGAACGAGAGCUGUAACGCCAACGCGGUGCUGAGAGACGUGGUGCAGAAGAUUCAGAAAGUGGUAACCGAUGCUGAAGAUGCGAUUGAUAAAUACCUUGUUGAGCGAAGGAACCACAGAGCCAGACCGGUCCUCAAGAGAUGGGCGGAAAAAGUAAUUUAUUAUACCAAGGUUAAUGAUGCUGCCAAGGAGAUUGAGAGCAUUAAGAAAAGGGCGGAGAGAAUCCGUCUAGAUCAUGCCCAUUCCCUCAAGAGACUCCAAGACGGUUCGCCAAAUAAUCCUCAGCCCGCGGUUCUCCAGGCUCCAGUGGUGGAGGAGGAUGAAGUGAUAGGAUUUGAUGAAGAGGCUAAGACUAUAAAAAAUCGUCUUACUGAAAAGUUAAAAGAUACAGCGGUCAUUUCAAUUGUUGGAAUGGCUGGAUUGGGCAAAACCACAUUAACCAAUAUGGUAUUCAAUGAUCGCGAACUUCAUUACGAUAGUUUCACUCGUCUUUGGAUUCACGUAUCUAGAAACAUGAAUAGGAGACGAAUAUUCAUGGACAUUAUAAGUAAAUUUACCAAGGAAACCAGUGCUUACAAAGAUAUGAGCGAGGAGCAGUUAGCCCAAAGAAUCAAGGAAUUUUUGAGGGAUGGGAUGUAUUUCAUUGUUGUGGAUGAUGUAUGGAAGAAAACAGAUUGGGAUUAUUUGAAAAUUGCUUUUCCCAACAACCAGAAAGGCAGUAGAAUAUUGGUAACAACGCGUAACCUUGAAGUGGCUAAUCAUGUUGAUUCUAAAAAUGCUCCACACGAAUUAAAAUUUUUAGAGCAUGAGGAAAGUUGGGUGUUAUUACAAAAGAAAGUUUUCCGCACAGAAACUUGUCCUCAACAUCUUAUAUCCACUGGGAGAAGCAUUGCAAAGAAAUGCAAUGGGUUACCACUAGCAGUAGUGGUGAUUGCUGGUGUCCUUGAUAAAAACAGCACGGCUGCAAAGUGGAAAGAGGUGGCUGAAGAUCCGUUUCCAUUAAUCAAUCGGGAAAACCAGAGCUACAAUGAACUGGUAUCGCUGAGUUACAAUCAGUUGCCAAACCACACAAAAGAAUGCUUCCUAUAUCUUGCAGCAUUUCCAAUGGGACAUGAAAUUCCAGUUUGUAAAUUGAUUUGCUUGUGGAUUGCAGAAGGGUUUAUUCCUUCAUCCAAGAACAUGGAGGGCACUGCUGAAACAUAUUUGCAGGAUUUUGUGAAUAGGAAUCUGUUGAUGGUAGUUAAGAAGAGAGCUGAUGGUGAAAUAAAAUCUUGUCGUCUUCAUGACACAUUGCACGAGUUUUGCAAAUCUGAAGCUACUAAGAAUAAUCUCUUCCAUGAGAUUGAUGGGGCAAAAAUAGAUGGAAAUGAGAAUUAUCGUCGCUUGUGUAUCCGUACCAACCUUCAAAGCUUCAUAGAUUCAGAGAGCAAGCCAUCUGGUGAGCAUAUCCGCUCUCUUUUAACAUCUACCAAGUAUGAAGUUCCAAAACAGCACUUGGCAACUAUCCCAAAAUCCUACCCCCUCCUAAAAGUGUUUGAUGUGGAAGACCUCAAAUUUGAUAUAUUGCCAAAAGAGUUUUAUCAGCUAUAUCACCUGCGCUACUUGGCUGUCACAACUGACCUCAAAAUCUUUCCAAAACCAUUCACCAACCUUUGGAAUACCCAAACUCUUGUAUUCAAUACCUCCCAAAGUAGUGUUGAAGUUAAGGCUGAGAUAUGGAAGUUGACAAAACUAAGGCAUCUUUUAGCCAAUGCUUCUUUCGAAUUCCCUACUCCCGAAAAUUGCAGAGACAAGUGUGAAGACUUACAAACUCUUUCCUCCAUUUCACCUAAGAGCUGCACAGAAGCUAUCUUUGACAAGAUGCCCAACCUUUUGAAAUUGGGGGUUCGUGGGAAUUUAGAAGAGCUUUUGGAGAAGAAGGGAGGAAUUUGCUUGUUUGACAAUAUUGGAAACCAGCUGCAUAAACUGCAGAAUCUGAAGCUUGUUCACGAAACUGCCAAUGGUCAGGGUAGCAUAUUAAGGAACUUUCCUCGGGCCGACAAAUUACCGAGCAACUUAAGGAAGCUGACUUUAUCCAACACAUCCUUUGAGUGGAAUGACAUUUGCAUAUUGGGAUCCCUGGAUGGGCUGGAGGUCCUAAAGUUGGAGGAAUUCGCGGUGAAGGGGGACUCUUGGGAACUAAACAACACUGUUUUCAAGAGUCUCCAGUUCUUGCGCAUUGGGAGAACGGACUUGGCUUACUGGACUUGUAAGGAGACUAGCUUUCCAGCACUGAAAAAGCUUUACCUCUUACAUUGUACAAACCUUAAUGCAGUCCCACUUGCCCUCAAGGAUGUGAAAGGCCUUAAGUUUAUGGAGUUGUUUUGUACCAACAAAAAUGCUGCUACUUCUGCAAGAAACAUACAAAACUUAAAACCUCCAGAGCAUGGGCUACUUGAGCUCUCCGUCUAUCCUCCUAAUCACUCAGGUCAACACUGAUAGAUGAUACAUUAUAUUGCGCAUUAACAAAAAGGAGUAUCAUAUCCAAUAGCAUUUUCAGAUGUAUGCAUGGCUCCUCCGAUCUAAGGCGCGCUUCUUAUCACUAUAUAUCUUUAUCUUUGUGGCACUUUCUUUAAUUUGUUUUUCUUUUCUUCUCUUAUUAAAAUAAAGGCUGGCAUGCAUGUAUUUGUGCGAUAAUGGUAUUCAUAUGUGGAGCUCCAGCUGCAGGGUGGUGUGCUUCAAUCUGAAUUCCUGUGUGAAUGAGUGGUUUUCAUCUUCUUUUAAACAUUUGGUCGAGUAUGUAUCUGAACUAUUCCAGUUCUAAUUUGAUUCCUUUCAAAAGUAUUACGUUUUCUGAAAUAAGUAAGAAACAGUUUAUUCAUGA